This is a messenger RNA of Sycon ciliatum, 1589 nucleotides long. RefSeq lists its product as uncharacterized. The transcript has 2 exons. Lineage: Eukaryota; Metazoa; Porifera; Calcarea; Leucosolenida; Sycettidae. The record is from RefSeq and is a predicted model, not a curated record. Bases 120 to 1271 code for a protein of 383 amino acids.
UACAUUUGGAUAUCAGUGACCACUCUGCAAUACUUGCCAGGCUGCCAAUUUCAGCAAGUCACCACUUGAAGGGACAGCAUCUGCGCAAGACUCGCUGUUUGCACAAAGUGGAUUGGAAUAUGUUUACAUGUGACCUGGAGAAGACGCUAACUACCUGUGACUCUGUCUGUGUGGAUAUGCUUGCGUCGUCACUCACUGCGGGAAUCCAGACCACUCUAGACAAACAUGCUCCACUUCGGGAACGGCGCCGCAAAUCUCGACGCCCUUGCCCCUGGAUUACAGAUGAGUUAGUGGCAAGUGUUCGUGAACGGAACCGGGCGCAUCGUCUCUGGCUCCGAGACAAAACCGAUCAGAACCUUCAAGAAGCACACCGAUCAGCUUGCUCCAAAGCACGGAAGUUGGACAGGAGUCUGCGCAACUUGUACUUCACUAAGAGAUGUGAUACAUCAGAUCAACGGCAACUUUGGGCUGUCAUGAACGAUGUCACAGGCCUACAGAAGACACGGAAAGAACCUGAAGCGCCGCUUGAGUCACUCAGUAAAUUGUUUGGAGACAUUGUGCAUGACCCUAUGCGGCCACCUGAGCUGCAUAUACCACAUGGUCCAGCCUCUGCAUCUAGCUUCUCAACAUUUCAGCCGGAGUUCGCGGACGACAUCAUCCUAGAUUAUUCUGAUUCAGAUCUGGACACUGUUUGCAAGACGUUGACUACGGCUGUGACACGUCUGUCUGACUGGCUCUCCGAAAUUGGGCUUCUGCUGAAUACCGGCAAAACCCAAGUCAUGGUAAUUCAACCUCGGGGACUCACUGGCGACAUACCAGUCGUAAAAUGUAAGGAUCAAGCCUUAACUGUUACCUCCACUGCCAAAUACCUUGGCGUAACCAUUGAUGACCAGCUAUCCUGGCAGCCACAUGUCUCCAGUGUUGUGCAGAAGGCGUCAGUCGCCAUCAGCCAGCUAUGGCGCCAUGGGCGAUCUCUGCCCAUAAGAGCCCGCAGACUUUGGUACAUUGGCAUUGUGCAAGCACGACUAACGUACGCAUCCAAUGCAUUCUUCCCGUCGCUGACACAGCAGCUGCAGAGUCGUUUAAUCAAAUCCAGCAAAUCCGGAAUUCGUGCAAUUUUCCGACUCUCCAGCCGUGCAUCCACAGCCCCCCUCCUCGUGCGCUUAUCUAUUCGAUCCCUAACUCACAUUUUUAACUACAAGGUUUUGUUUUUGUUUUCCGUUGCCUACAUGAUCUUGCAAGUCCUCUUUUCUGCACCUACUUUCAGUUGAUGGCUAACACAGGCCAAGCAUCCCGGGAUGAUCGCCGAAUUACUCGAGGACAGGAGCAGCGGCUACUGCAAGUGCCUUUCCUUCCUGGACCUUCCGGUCGUCAGUCAUUGACAUUUGUGGGAAGCACUCUUUGGAAUGCCCUUCUCAGCGAUAUUUGCCUCCACAGUGCGGCGGUUGCCUUUAAACUGGCUCUGAACAGAAUUAAUUGUAAUUUGUAACCACCUUGCUCGGCAUCCCUACACAUUACUGCAUGUUUUCUCGGUGUUUUCUUCACUGCAUGCUUACACAUACACACACCCAUUUGAAUUAUAUACAAAC